AUGUUAAUCAUAUUGGAUCAGUAGUCGGGAUAUCACUCAGGAGAGAUCAGCUUGGCUUACAGGGAGCCAGGUUAAUGAAGUGAACGUUGGAUUACAUUACUUUUGGGAUUAUGGCAUAUAAACCUGAAAUAGGAAUGAAUGUAACGGCAGCUGAUAUCAACGUCUUUAUCGUCCCAGCGACUAUCAUUUUUAUGAUGACACCUAUCGGUCUUAUUGGAAAUGGUCUGGUGCUGGCCUCUGUUUUUCUUUCAGCAAAACUCCGAACAAAAACGAAUGUUUUCAUCGUCAGCCUAGCAUUAACUGAUCUUCUUAACUGUGUCUUCUUCCCAGUCCAAGCCCUUUCUCUUUUGAGCGAGAAUGGAUCCAAUUUGGGCCUACAACACCUCUGUGCAACUUCCGCUGCCAUCGUGAUCUUUACGGUGAUAGCAAGCAUUAAUAAUAUGGCGCUGAUCGCCGUGAAUAGAUGGAUAAAAAUAACGCGAUCUAGUACAACAUACAGUCGAAUUUAUAGUCGAAGAAACAUGUUUUUUAUGAUUCUUGUUUCCUGGACCAUUCCUGUGUGUAUUUUCACGGUGCCACAAUUGACAGGCACUGGGCAGUUGGGCUACUCGUCAUCGUUUAAGGUCUGUCUUUGGAAAGAUGAUACAGUAUCUUACGAAUAUAUGAUCACAACUAUGGCCGUCCCGAGCUUCAUUGCCGCCGUAACAUUCCUAGGUACCUAUAUCGACAUUGGCUUGUUUAUAUGGAAAAGGAAACAUCGGCUUCAGCAAAGUCGGGCAAAGGAAAUCAUGGUCACCAAAACUGUUGGGAUUAUCGUGUGCAUGUUCUUCUUGUGCAUUGUGGCUUUCGCAAUCUGCGUCACCAUCAGACUUGAUCCGAUUCCUCUAACAUUUUCUUCGGUGUUAGUCCUUGCCAGUUCGAUCGUAAACCCUUUUGUUUAUGCUUUCAAACAGUCGAUAUUUCGUCAGACGUUUCUAUGUGUCAUAAAAUGUCAUUUUGGAGAUGUACCUGAUCCGUCUCGUGAGCUAAGAAACCUUUUGCGUCGUCGCUAACAUGAGUAAGAAGAUAAUUUGCAAACCCUACGAUGCUCGCCAACUGAAGUCAACUGGUUUCAUCAAAGACAUUUCAGAACAAUGAUUAAGAUGACCUACAAAAAUGAAAAAGUGGAUUCAGUACUGAACCGUCACUCAAGGGUGACCCGUCGCCAUGGUCGCUUCGUGUCAGUACUGCCACGAUUACAAUCAUAUUUCUGAUGGAUUAAAAAAAAACACUUAUUUUUGUUUUUGGAGACUUUCUGAGGGGGUAGUCCUCAAGAAUGAGACUUGAAGUACAUCUGAGCUUUAUUCUUACAAACAAGAUGAGGUACCUCAUAAGCUCUAACAAAUAACCUGGGCGGGAAGAGUGGGCUUAAAUUUUAAUUGUAUUUGAUGUAUUUAAAAUGGAAAUCGAACAUUUUAAGCAGUUUCUGUCAUGAACAAAAUGAGUAUUUGCAAACUUUGGACCACUAAAGCAAAAUACCUAUGGGGUGUGCAAAAAAACUUGCGAUCACUCGCAAGUCAAAUUUUGGUCCCUAAAUCAAUCAUAUGUCUUGCAGUUAAUUGCAAAUUAGUG
Lytechinus variegatus (green sea urchin) is the source of this 1611-nucleotide messenger RNA. Its product is annotated as melatonin receptor type 1C-like. Bases 111 to 1052 code for a protein of 313 amino acids. The transcript has a single exon. Gene Ontology annotation, molecular function: G protein-coupled receptor activity. Gene Ontology annotation, biological process: G protein-coupled receptor signaling pathway. Gene Ontology annotation, cellular component: membrane. Lineage: Eukaryota; Metazoa; Echinodermata; Echinoidea; Temnopleuroida; Toxopneustidae. The record is from RefSeq and is a predicted model, not a curated record.